AUGUCAAAAAGGAGCACAACAACAUCAACCUAUCUACAAUAUUGUCUCGAGUCGAAUGAAAAGCAAAUAAAGCUCCUGAACGCCGGUUUCGAAGACCGACGGCGAUACUCUAGAGGUACGAGCCCUAUCGCUACGACGUGGCUGAUCUCAUUCCAACAUCUAGAACGAACGUAUCCAUUGGCCGUGGAAUAUCUGAAAUUAAUUUGCUUCCUGGCCGAAAAAGACAUCCCAACCUCGCUACUGCCACACGGUGAAGACCAGGAGGGGGAAGACGAGGCAGUGGGGGUUCUGAGAGGACAUGCGUUCAUCUCGGUUCGAGAGCAGGGAGAUGCCUUUGAUGUCCAUCGCUUGAUACGGUUUGACGUCACGAAAUACGGAGAGGCGGAGCGGAUGUAUCAAGUUGCUCUUCAACUAAAAUCACGAGUGCUAGGACCGACCCAUUCAUCAACUUCAUUGACUAGCAGGAAUAUUAGCAACUCGGGACGCUUCAGGACAAGCCUGAUGAUUCAGGGUUUUGCAAUAUAG
Messenger RNA from Pseudomassariella vexata, 525 nucleotides. RefSeq lists its product as uncharacterized. The record is from RefSeq and is a predicted model, not a curated record. NCBI's taxonomy places the organism in Eukaryota, Fungi, Ascomycota, Sordariomycetes, Amphisphaeriales, Pseudomassariaceae. The coding region runs from base 1 to 525 and encodes 174 amino acids. The transcript is spliced from 2 exons.